This is a messenger RNA of Sebastes umbrosus (honeycomb rockfish), 1935 nucleotides long. Its product is annotated as serine protease HTRA2, mitochondrial-like. Gene Ontology annotation, molecular function: serine-type endopeptidase activity; protein binding. Lineage: Eukaryota; Metazoa; Chordata; Actinopteri; Perciformes; Sebastidae. The coding region runs from base 271 to 1593 and encodes 440 amino acids. Gene Ontology annotation, cellular component: mitochondrion. The transcript has 8 exons. The record is from RefSeq and is a predicted model, not a curated record. Gene Ontology annotation, biological process: programmed cell death; proteolysis; positive regulation of apoptotic process.
GAGGAAGUCGUACUGCGCAGACUCGAAUCAAAGUCACGCUUCCUGGUUAAGGUUGUUUUCUUCCAGCUGUCUGUCGCUGGUUAAUCUCUCAGCUGUAGAUAACAGAGGAAUUCACAGGGCGUUAUUUGUACGGUAUUGUUUUAAUUCAUGUAAACAGCGUGGCUAUUAUAAUCAACACCAAGCGGACCGUUGUUACUGUAGAGAUAUAUCUCUGGAUAUAAAGUGUUUGUUUUGUCUUUUAAACUCCUGAAGUGACUGAAGUGAUGCAACAUGGCAGCAACUCCUCUCAACAGGUGUUUUCUGUCCGCACUAAGGAGACAAGCUCGGUGUCAGAGCCGUGGACUCGACUCUUUAACAGAGAGGACAGUGUCCAGGGUGUCCUCUGUUGUAAGAGGAGCAGAGGAGGACACCAGUCUGGACAGGACACCCUCUGUUGGGUGGGACAGAAACAGUGGUCGUGAUAAUAACAGCAGAUCUUCUCUGCUGAAGUCUGUCUCUGUGGGUCUGGGUCUCUGUGGUGGUGUGGCUCUUCUGGACAGUCGAAAAGAAGAAGACAAAGUGAAGGACGGAAGUGUCUCUCGGUUUCUUGAACUCCUGCUGCCAUCAGCUCAGUGUGCUUCUCCCUAUAAGCCUGACAGCCCUCGGUAUAAAUACAACUUCAUUGCAGAUGUGGUGGAAAAGUCCACUCCAGCUGUGGUGUACAUUGAAAUCCUGGGCAGGCACCCGUUUUCAGGGAGAGAAAUCCCAGUGUCAAAUGGAUCUGGUUUCAUCAUCAGCAGUGAUGGUCUCAUUGUCACCAAUGCUCACGUUGUGGCCAACAAGAGAGGCGUCCGUGUGAAGCUCACCAACGGGGACAUGUACAAUGCCACUGUGCAAGAUGUUGAUCCAGCGGCAGACAUUGCCACCAUCAAAAUCACUUCAAGGAACCCUUUACCCACGCUCACCCUCGGUAAGUCGUCUGAUGUUCGACAAGGAGAGUUUGUGGUUGCCAUGGGAAGCCCGUUCUCUUUACGGAAUACAAUCACGUCCGGAAUCGUCAGCUCCGUACAGAGAGGCAGCAAGGAGCUGGGCCUGUCCAACUCCAACAUGGACUACAUCCAGACUGAUGCAGCCAUUGAUUUUGGAAAUUCUGGAGGUCCCCUGAUAAACCUGGAUGGUGAAGUCAUCGGUAUCAACACCAUGAAGGUCACUUCAGGGAUCUCUUUUGCUAUUCCUUCUGAUCGCGUCAGACUUUUUCUUGAUCAAGCAGGGAAAAAAAAGAGUUCUUGGUUUGGUGACUCAGAGACGAAGCGGCGGUACAUAGGUGUGAUGAUGCUGACACUGACGCCGAGCAUCAUUGCAGAGUUGAAGUUGAGAGACCCGUCCUUCCCAGACGUGACACAUGGCAUCAUGAUCCACAGAGUCAUCAUGGGCUCCCCGGCCAACAGAGCUGGCAUGCUACCCGGAGACGUCGUGGUGGAGAUCAACGGAGUGAAGGUGAACACCUCAGAGGAGAUCUACCAGGCCGUCCGCAGCAGCGACAACAUCACCAUGGUGGUGCAGAGAGGACACGAGCUAAUCCGACUGCAAAUGACUCCAGAGUGCACAGAGUAACACUAUUUAGUUUCUUAACUUCACGUUAACCUGAAGGACAGACGGUUACAUGAUUAGUUCAUGUUUUGAUGUCAGGUGACUUUUGUUUAAUAUUUUGUUGAUACUGGAAAGGAAAUUACAGCGUCAGUGAGUAUUAUCUAGUUUUGAACUUCUCUCGUAGUCUUUCUCUACAUGGCUGAUGACUGUUAACUACACAAUGAUUUCAAUGUGAUUUCUCAAAUUCAAACUGUUUGAAUCAUCAUGAACCUGCCAGGAAGUAAAGACUUAAAUGGAUCAAUAGUCCAGUAUUUAUCCUCGGGUUUCUCUGCGUACAAUAAACAUGAGUUUUCUACCUCUACAAAA